This is a messenger RNA of Dentiscutata erythropus, 218 nucleotides long. The record is from the annotation of a GenBank genome assembly. NCBI's taxonomy places the organism in Eukaryota, Fungi, Glomeromycota, Glomeromycetes, Diversisporales, Gigasporaceae.
CAUUAGCUAAUAAUACUAUCAAAAAUAUUACUCAAAUAGAAUCAAAUCUUGAAAUUAUCAAAAAUGAAAAUAUUAUUCAAAUAGCAUCAAAUGUUGAAAUCAUCAAAAAUGAAAAUUUACAAACUUAUGAGGAGUUAUAUGGUCAGCUAAUAAAUGCAACAGAAAAUGCACUGAAAAUUCUUAAGGAUCAACAAAAUAAAAAAACUUUAAAUGGAUAA